AUGAGUGAAUUUAAUAAUAUUACUGGUCCUCGAGUACGUAAACGAAAAGGAAGCAGUAAAGUAAUUACAAGGAGCAACAAAAGAAGAGCUUCAACAAUUGAAGUGAACGUUAAACAAGAACCCAUCUCCGUUUCACCUGUAUUAUCACCAAAAGAAUUACCUAAAUCAAUUGUCACAGAAAUUCCCUCACCUCAAGAUACAGUACCCAAUGAUGAUAAACCUAAUCAACAAACAAGAUCAAUCUUGAAAAUGCAAAUUAAUCAUUCAUUUCCAAAGAAUUUUACAAGUGUCCCCAACGAAAUAUUUGCUCAAAUUUGUGCUCAUUUACCUCCAAGUGAUUUAUUGUCAUUGACAUUGGUGUGUAGAAAAUUAAAUGAACUACUCUGCAGUCCUCAUUCUCAAGAAACUCAGGCGAUUUGGAGAACUUCAAGAAUGAGAUUCUUGAGAUUUCUUCAAUUGCAGCCCCCACCCGAAUUGGAUGAAAAGAGUUAUUUCAUUUUGAGGCAACUGGAAAAUGGUUGUCAAUUUUGCCAUGUUCAAGGAAUUGGUUUCAUUAGAGUUUAUUGGGAAUUUCGCGUACGUUGCUGUGAAGCAUGUCUUGAUAAAAACACGAUGAGACGUGACACGCUUUAUAUUGAUUUACGUGUCCCAGAUGAAAUUCUUCGAACCCUUCCACGUAUUUUUCGUGGUGCGUCUCAUGUAUAUUGGAUGAGGGAUGUUGAUCGGGCGAUAAGAGAACAUAAUAAUCUUAGAAAGGAAGAGAUACCAUAUUGGGUUGAACAUAAAGAAAGAAUCGCCUAUAGGAUCAUGCAACAGGCGGAGACUUAUGAGCGGGAAGAAAACGAUGAAAAAUUAUCAAAGAUUGAAGGACGUUUUGCUAUGCAAUCACCAAAUGAUAUGCCACAACAACUACAUCAAAUGCAACAACUUUCAAUACCACAACGGCAAAUCUUUAUAAGACAACCACAAUUAAUAAAUACUCCCAUAAGUAAUUUCGUUGCAACGAUUCCAAAUCAGAUUACACAUCCGAUUACACAUCCAAUUUCACAUCCAUUAUCACAUCAAAUUCCACAAAUUAGUUUCGCACACCCUCAUCAAUUGUGCCGAUCAAAAAUAAUCCUCCCGUCGCAAUAUGUGAAAUCACAAUUCUUAUAUUCUCACUUUCCUCAACCGCGACAAAUAUUUUCACAACAAAUGAUCCCAGCUCACAUGAUGCCAGGUGUUCCUCAACAAAUUUUAGCCCCCCAACCUCAACCUCAAUUUCCUCAAUUGCUUACUCCUCAAAUGAUGUCCUCCCAUUACGAAAAGUAUAGACAAUUUUAA
This is a messenger RNA of Funneliformis geosporum, 1323 nucleotides long. The record is from the annotation of a GenBank genome assembly. NCBI's taxonomy places the organism in Eukaryota, Fungi, Glomeromycota, Glomeromycetes, Glomerales, Glomeraceae.